This is a messenger RNA of Girardinichthys multiradiatus, 2424 nucleotides long. It is a transcript of the gene atp6v1b2a, whose product is annotated as ATPase, H+ transporting, lysosomal, V1 subunit B, member a. The record is from RefSeq and is a predicted model, not a curated record. Gene Ontology annotation, cellular component: proton-transporting V-type ATPase, V1 domain. The transcript is spliced from 14 exons. The coding region runs from base 105 to 1616 and encodes 503 amino acids. NCBI's taxonomy places the organism in Eukaryota, Metazoa, Chordata, Actinopteri, Cyprinodontiformes, Goodeidae. Gene Ontology annotation, molecular function: ATP binding; proton-transporting ATPase activity, rotational mechanism. Gene Ontology annotation, biological process: ATP metabolic process; proton transmembrane transport.
AUCGUCACUGUCAUAUGACUUGCCCUCUGCUGUCAUUGCUGUUACUCCAUUGAAGUCAGUAAAACACAUCGAGCGACGAAAACUCUUCAGUUUUCCUCAUAAUAAUGGCAACAUUGGUGGCAAAUCGAGCGAUGGACGUGAACAGCCUUGCAGCAGCUGCGAGGACACACACCCAGGCAGUGUCUAGGAACUACAUCUCCCAGCCGAGGCUAACCUAUUCCACUGUGUCUGGGGUAAAUGGACCUCUCGUUAUUCUGGAUAAUGUAAAGUUCCCCAGGUAUGCUGAGAUUGUUCAUCUAACCCUCCCAGAUGGCACCAGGAGGAGUGGACAGGUCUUGGAGGUUAUCGGGAGCAAGGCAGUUGUUCAGGUGUUUGAGGGGACAUCGGGCAUUGAUGCCAAGAAGACGGCCUGCGAAUUCACUGGUGACAUCCUGCGUACCCCGGUGUCAGAAGACAUGUUGGGGCGCGUGUUCAAUGGUUCAGGCAAACCCAUCGACCGUGGUCCCAGUGUUCUGGCUGAAGACUACUUGGACAUCAUGGGUCAGCCCAUUAAUCCUCAGUGUCGUAUCUACCCCGAGGAGAUGAUUCAGACGGGUAUCUCCGCCAUCGAUGGCAUGAACAGCAUUGCCAGAGGACAGAAGAUCCCCAUUUUCUCUGCUGCUGGGCUGCCUCAUAACGAGAUUGCUGCUCAGAUCUGUCGCCAGGCUGGCCUUGUGCAGAAGGCAAAGGACGUAAUGGACUACAGUGCUGAAAACUUUGCUAUUGUGUUUGCAGCCAUGGGGGUCAACAUGGAAACUGCUCGCUUCUUCAAGUCAGACUUUGAGGAAAACGGCUCUAUGGACAAUGUCUGCCUUUUCUUGAAUCUGGCAAAUGAUCCCACAAUUGAGCGCAUCAUUACACCUCGCCUGGCACUGACCACAGCAGAGUACCUGGCUUACCAAUGUGAGAAGCACGUUCUGGUCAUCCUCACUGACAUGAGCUCCUACGCUGAGGCACUGAGAGAGGUCUCUGCUGCUCGAGAGGAAGUUCCUGGCCGUCGAGGCUUUCCAGGCUACAUGUAUACUGAUCUGGCCACCAUCUAUGAGCGUGCAGGCAGAGUAGAGGGAAGAAAUGGCUCCAUCACCCAGAUCCCUAUUCUGACAAUGCCUAAUGAUGACAUCACCCAUCCAAUUCCUGAUCUUACUGGAUACAUCACAGAGGGCCAGGUCUACGUGGACAGACAGCUGCACAACAGACAGAUCUACCCACCUAUUAACGUGCUGCCCUCACUGUCUCGUCUGAUGAAGUCUGCCAUCGGUGAAGGGAUGACCAGGAAAGACCAUGCUGAUGUGUCUAACCAGCUGUAUGCCUGUUAUGCCAUUGGUAAAGAUGUCCAGGCCAUGAAGGCUGUAGUAGGAGAAGAGGCCCUUACCUCUGAUGAUCUGCUCUACCUGGAGUUCCUGCAGAAGUUUGAGAAGAAUUUUAUUGCUCAGGGCCCGUAUGACAACAGGACUGUAUAUGAAACUCUGGACAUUGGCUGGCAGCUACUUCGAAUUUUCCCUAAGGAGAUGCUGAAGAGGAUUCCUCAGAGCACCUUGGCUGAGUUUUACCCUAGAGAAUCUGCUGCUCGCCACUAAGGUGUACUUAAAAAUGUUCCUUUUCAGGCCCACCUCUUACCUGAUUUUUUUUUCUCCUACCCUUUAUCCUUACCUGCACUCUUUCACCCUGGUGGGCUUAAAAAAUAUGCUGUCAAGCCUCCACUCUUCUCAAACUCCAUGAAUCAUCUCCGCCCUUCAGCACCACAUCGCCCUCCCUUACCCUCAAUAAGGAAGAGGACAAAGGCCUUUCUAAUAUGUGCUUGUACUGUAGCUUGUACUGUUCUGUGUUCUGAAGUUAUCAGUAAGUUUUGGUGGUUCUAGUAUCUACUUUUAAGUGCAAAACAGUGAAAAUAUCAUUGUAGUUUUAGAUCAGUCCUUAUUUAUUCAGUUGUGUACAUGCUCCACCAUUAUUUUCUUUUAAUCAACACAACAAGCUGACUCCAGGAAAAAAACAUAUAAGGAAAGUUGCUUCUAGAUUUCUAAAUUAAGAGACAAAAUUAAAACGGCAUUUAUUUGACUUCACAGUACUGCUAUGUAUUAACUGAAAAUAUUGUCUUAUUUUUUGUUGCUUUCAGAAAGCUGCUGUUGUUUUUUUCCAGUUACCUCAGAUUCAAACAUCUUAACAAAAUUCACACAGAUAUGGGUCAUAAUUUGAUCAGAGGUUUGUCACUUUGCUAUCAUAUGGGCUUAUCUGCCUGAAAUCAGAUAAAGGUGUAAGUUUACAUUGUUGUGUUUUGUUGAGAAUAAUGUAUAAUGAACAUUCCCAUCUGUGUGCAAAAAUUAAUUAUUUGUUGUGGAAAUGAAAUCCUUUGUGAGUAUAUCUCUGAAUAAAUUAAAUUACAUGUAA